GGGGGCGGGGAGCUUUCACUGGCCCAGGUGGACGCAUGAUGAUCAGGCAAUCAAUUGUCUCUUCAUUGUCUCUUCUUAACCCACAGAUGUGUUUUUGUUCCAGAGAAAACACAAGAUCUGCUAUUUCAGCUCCCUUUCUUAUUCUUCAGAUACUUCAGUUACUUCUUCAGAUUCCCACCCAGAAGUGUAAUAAGGCCCAAAGUCUUACUGUCACUACAGCAGGUGGAGUAGGGGCAGAGAUGUUUCAGGAAAGAAGGAAGGUACACACACGUAGUACAGAGGGACCUUAGGGAAGGGAGGGCAUUGGAUGUUCUGUGGUAAUUUACAUAUCCCAUGAUUCUAUCCUCUGUGGGGUACUGUCCGACAUAAACCAGCCAGGAUCUCCAUCCCAAGUUGGAGAUGGUCAUAUGCAGUCCAUUUUAUAUUACUUAUAAGUAGAUUUUCCCAUGCCAGAAUUUGAUCCCAGUUCUCUUUUCCCAGUCACACAGACCUUCCAAACUGCCUCUCUCAUUAGCCUGUGCUCAUACAAUUUAUGCAAGUGUACGUGGGCACACAUGCACGCACACAUUUGUUUCAGGAUAUUCCAGUAUGUAAAAAUGUAAUAAAGUUAAGGGUGAUUCUGCAUUUUAUCACAGCACUUUGUGUGCAGGGCCCUCACUAGGCACUCAGGAGGUUUAAGAGAAGGAAACUCAAUCCCUAAUUAUAGAGAAAUCCCCACCUGAGUGGGGAGAGGCAGUUGUAGCUGAAACAUCUAGCAGACAUUCACAGAGUAGCAUGUCAUUCUGUGCAAAGUAGUACAGCGUUUAUCCUGAGGGAACCCAGGUAGGAGUGUGUAUAUGUGUGGGGGGUAGUCAUAAAGAUACAGGAAGGAGGUGAACACUGGAUCAUCUUGAAGAAAUUAAGACAAAAGUGGAAUAAAAGAAACACACAGGUGUAAUCUAACAAUUCCUGUGCAAAGAGGAGGAGGGAAGCCAUUGAGUCCGGAUGAGUAAAGAAAAGUGUAGGGUAGGCCUUUGUUGAAAAGUUUUGAAUGCUUGAUGAGAUAUUAUGUAGGGUGGGCAAGAGGAAGCCACUGUUGGGUCUCAAGCAAGAAAAUGUUGGAUACUUGCUGAUUUAACCAUACGGGUUGCAAGGAAUAUGCUAGAAUAAAAACAGACCUGCUUCCUGUGGCAGGGACUGUGCUUUUAAGGGAGGAGGGCUGAAGGGCAGACUGGAUCCAGUCCUGUCUCGAUCCCUAACCAGCUAUGGGACCUUGGACUGAUUAUCCCUCUUAGCACCUUGGUGGAUCCCACCAGCUCUGACAUUCUGUGUUCCCAGAAUAGCUACUAGGCCUUACCAACGGCCCCUGCCUAUGUUUUGUGGGACCUGCCAAGACUGUUCAGUCAUUCAGUCAACAAAUAUUGAUUACCAGCUACUGUGUGCCAAUAGGGAGUAGUGAGGAAAAUACAACAGAGAUAUCGUAUUAAGGUGAGUGAAAACAAAGUCUCUGUCCUCAUCUUAGAGUUUUCAGUCUAGCAGGGGUGGCACUAUUUCAUUGAUUCUGAGACUCACAUUUUAACGUUUCUAAAGGAAGGAUGCAUCUUAGAAUCGAUGAGGUAUCACAAUUUAAUUACCUUCCCGAGGAGUCGAUGAUUGCUAGGAGAUGUGCAGAAUAUGUACAUGAGGUAUGUGGAGUUGAAGACUGUAACAAGCAGAGGUGGUUGUCUGAGGCAGAAGGACAGAGAAAGUCAGUGUGACUGGAGCAGAGCUGGGAGCUCUGUGGGUGAGGCUGGUGAGGCAGAUAGGGAGCAGACCCCACAGAGCCUCACAGGCCCUGUGUGGAGUCUUUGGUUUUUACCCUAAGAACAGCGGGAAGCCACUGAAGAGUUUUAAGCUGGGAGCAGCGUGGUCUGAUGUGCAUUUUGAAGAGCUUAUUAUGGCUGCAGGUUGGAGUGGAUGUGGGGAGACCAGCUGGGAGGCCAUUGCAAUAGGUCAGAUGAAAAAUAAUGGUGGCUUGGACAAGAGAGGUGGUGGUGGUAGAGGCAGAAAUGGAGAGAAGUAGAUGGAUUCAAAUCUUUGGGAGGUAAAAUUAACAGGACUCAGUAAUAGAUGGUGAGGAAGAGGGAGGUGUGGAGAGUGAUCCACACGUUUCUCUCUCGGACAGCUAUAUGGAUGGUGGUACCAGUUUCUGAGGUGGGGAUCCUAGAGCUUGGUAGGACCCAAAGAUGGUUACAUAGGAUCUGGGAGGUUACACAAAUGAUAAAAUACUGUACACACACUUUGCUUUUUUCACUUGAUAAUAUAUCUUAGAGAUUGUUCCGUUUUGAGAUAGUAGCAUCUUCAUUCUUUUUUAUGACUGCAUAAUAUUCCAUUUUAUGUUUGUGUAUAAUUUUAUAGUUACAGUCCUUUACUGAUGGGUACUUAGACUGAUUCCAAUCUUUUGUUACUAAAAAUAAUGCUGAAAUGAAAACCCUGUACACACAUCAUUUUGCCCAUGUAGGGCUACAUCUAUAGGAUGAAUUCUUAGAAGUGGAAGGUUCUUUAUAGAAAGAUUUGUUCAUUUAUUACUUCAUUUGAUAUUUACUGAGUGCCUUUUUUAUUAUGUGCCAGAUACCAUGCCUGGUGCCAGGAAUCCAGCCACUAAUGAGUUAGAUAUGAACCCUGCUUUCAUGGAAUGGUGGUAGUGGGGUGCACAUAUCCAGGCAAACAUAAUAAUUACAAGGUUGUGUACAUUUUUUUUUAAGAAAUCAAAAAGGUGAGGAAAUAGAGAAAAAAAAUGGAAGAAUCUACUUUGAACAGUCAAGAAGACCUAUUAGAGUAGGUGGUAUUUGAGCUGAGAACUAAAGGACAGAUGUGGCCAGCCGUUAGGUAUAGGAGGGAAAGACUUCGGCUCUUCCAAGCCUGUACCCUCAGGGGAUAGGUUGAAGAUUUAUAGGGGAGUGGGAAACCACAAAGAGGGGAGCAGCACUAGAGAGUUGAGGUAGGUGGUUGGGAGUGGAUGAGAUCAAAGAAAGUAGGUAAGGUCAGAUAAGGGAGGAGGCUGGUAGUGAAGAGUUACGGAGACUAGUACUGUUUAUGAAGGAUUAGUGAAUACUUGUGUUUAGGGGGUUUUGGGAUUAGAUCUCUGUAACUGGGUUGAUUCAGGUAGGGAACAGGAGAAGUGGACCCUCCCUCUCUGGAUACUUGAGAAAUAAAAGAGACCUCUGCUGAACUGGUUUGAGGAAGGCAUAGCCUUGCCCACAGGCAGAAUGGAUGAAAAAGCCUUGGGAAGAGCCAGUCUGUGCCUGAAGUGGAGCCUGUUCCAUCUUUUCUGUGACUUUAAAAAAUGGAAACUUCCAGAAUGAGGACGGCAUUGGAGAAGCCCAGCCAGCUGGCUCUGGCCUGGCAGAAGAGGGAGCAGACCUACCCAGAGCUCAGAGCUUAGGAUGGGCAGGACAUUGGGCUUGGAGAUUCUUCCUCUGGCCUUUGUGCUCCUUUUUCAUCCUCACCCCUUCUGCUUCCCAUCUGCAAAAGUCCAUCUCUGUGCCCAUCCUGGGUCCUAUGACUUUUCUCUCCCUCAACAGUCGGUUCCCGAUUCUGGUCCCCGGCCCCCAGCAGCGCCUGCCCCCUUCCCACCGGGGCCCCCCAUGAUGCCACCACCCUUCAUGCCCCCGCCAGGGAUCCCCCCACCCUUCCCUCCAAUGGGGUUACCCCCCAUGAGUCAGAGGCCACCAGCCAUUCCCCCCAUGCCACCUGGCAUCAUGCCCCCAAUGCUUCCACCAAUGGGGGCGCCGCCACCACUCACACAGAUACCAGGAAUGGUACCUCCCAUGAUGCCAGGGAUGCUGAUGCCAGCAGUGCCUGUCACCGCAGCGACGGCUCCGGGUGCGGACACCGCCAGCUCUGCUGUGGCUGGGACAGGCCCUCUGAGGGCCCUGUGGAGUGAACAUGUGGCCCCUGAUGGGCGCAUCUAUUACUACAAUGCUGACAACAAGCAGUCUGUGUGGGAGAAGCCCAGCGUGCUCAAGUCUAAAGCAGAGUUGUUGCUGUCCCAGUGUCCCUGGAAAGAGUACAAGUCAGACACAGGCAAACCUUACUACUAUAACAACCAGAGUAAGGAGUCCCGCUGGACCCGGCCUAAGGACCUGGAUGAGCUGGAGGCUCUGGUCAAACAAGAGUCUGCAGGGAAACAGCAGCAGCAGCCACAGACACUACAACCACAGCCUCCUCAGCCACAGCCUGACCCCCCACCUGUGCCUCCUGGUCCCACCCCAAUGCCCAUGGGCCUUUUGGAACCUGAGCCAGGUGGGAGUGAAGAUUGCGAUAUGUCCGAGGCUGCCCAGCCCCUGGAGCAGCAGCAGGAGAGCCCCAGCAGUUCUGCUGGACAGCAUCAGCCACCACAGCAGGAAGAGGAGGAAUCAAAGCCAGAACUAGACAGGUCUGGCCUCAGUUGGAGCAACCGGGAGAAGGCAAAGCAGGCAUUCAAGGAGCUGCUGAGGGAUAAGGCUGUCCCCUCCAAUGCCUCGUGGGAGCAGGCCAUGAAGAUGGUGGUCACCGACCCUCGUUACAGUGCCUUGCCCAAACUGAGUGAGAAAAAGCAAGCAUUCAAUGCCUACAAGGCGCAGCGGGAGAAGGAGGAGAAGGAGGAAGCCCGGCUAAGGGCCAAGGAAGCCAAGCAGACCCUGCAGCAUUUUCUGGAACAGCAUGAGCGCAUGACCUCCACUACUCGCUACCGGCGGGCAGAACAGACCUUUGGGGAGCUGGAGGUCUGGGCUGUGGUCCCUGAGAGGGAUCGAAAAGAGGUGUAUGAUGAUGUCCUCUUCUUCCUGGCCAAGAAGGAGAAGGAACAGGCCAAGCAGCUGCGGCGCCGCAAUAUCCAGGCCCUGAAGAGCAUCCUGGAUGGGAUGAGUAGUGUCAACUUCCAAACCACCUGGUCUCAGGCCCAGCAGUACCUCAUGGAUAACCCCAGCUUUGCCCAGGACCAUCAGCUACAGAACAUGGACAAGGAAGAUGCGCUGAUCUGCUUUGAGGAGCACAUCCGAGCUUUGGAGAAGGAGGAGGAGGAGGAGCGGGAGCGGGCCCGGCUUCGAGAGCGGCGCCAGCAGCGCAAGAACCGGGAGGCCUUCCAGACCUUCCUGGACGAGCUACAUGAGACAGGGCAGCUGCACUCUAUGUCCACCUGGAUGGAGCUGUACCCAGCGGUCAGCACUGACGUCCGCUUUGCCAACAUGCUGGGCCAGCCGGGCUCCACCCCUUUGGACUUGUUCAAGUUCUAUGUGGAGGAGUUGAAGGCACGCUUCCAUGAUGAGAAGAAGAUCAUUAAGGACAUUCUUAAGGACCGGGGCUUCUGCGUGGAGGUGAACACAGCCUUUGAGGACUUCGCCCACGUCAUAAGCUUUGACAAGAGGGCUGCUGCGCUGGACGCAGGCAACAUCAAGCUGACCUUUAAUAGUCUGCUGGAGAAAGCGGAGGCCCGGGAGAGGGAGCGGGAGAAGGAGGAGGCACGAAGGAUGCGGCGCAGGGAAGCUGCCUUUCGAAGCAUGCUGAGGCAGGCCGUGCCUGCCCUGGAGCUGGGCACUGCCUGGGAAGAGGUCCGUGAGCGCUUUGUGUGCGACUCAGCCUUUGAGCAGAUCACCCUGGAGUCGGAACGGAUCCGGCUCUUCCGGGAGUUCCUACAGGUGCUGGAGACCGAAUGCCAGCACCUCCACACCAAAGGCCGAAAACAUGGCAAAAAGGGCAAGAAGCACCAUCGCAAGCGCUCCCACUCCCCCUCAGGCUCCGAGUCAGAAGAGGAGGAGCUGCCCCCACCGUCGCUCCGGCCCCCCAAGAGGAGGCGGCGGAACCCUUCGGAGUCAGGCUCUGAGCCCUCUUCCUCACUUGAUUCUGUUGAAAGUGGGGGUGCUGUCGUUGGGGGACGGGGCUCCCCAUCCUCCCACCUCCUCCUCGGAUCAGGGAUUUUUCCAUCUUUAGAUCACGGCCUUCGGAAAGCCAAGAAACCAAAAAAGAAAACCAAGAAGAGACGACACAAGUCUAACAGUCCUGAGAGUGAGACAGAUCCUGACGAGAAGGCGGGCAAGGAGAGCGAUGAGAAAGAGCAGGAACAGGACAAGGACAGGGAGCUCCGGCGGCCAGAGCUCCCUAACCGUUCCCCAGGCUUUGGAAUCAAGAAGGAGAAGGUGAGAGGCAGGUGCCCUGGCCCCACCCCUGCCAGCACUAUGUCUCGGCCUCUGUGGCUGUGGUCAGCCGUGCCUUUGCCCCAACAGACCGGCUGGGACACAUCGGAAAGUGAGCUGAGCGAGGGUGAGCUGGAAAGGCGGCGGCGGACACUCCUGCAGCAGCUGGAUGACCACCAGUGACCCACGGGUUGUUUUCUGCUCCUAGGUCAUUCACACCAUCUGCCCCAGGCUCCUCCUCAGCUGGGUCUGUGUCCACUUUUCUUAAAGUAACCCCCCCCCAACCAUUGUUGGCACCUCUCAAGGUUGCUCUUGGUAUUCAAGGGCCCCCCACCUCCCAGAAAACUAGUGCAGGCCUUGCCCUCAGCCCCAGACCAGAGCUUGGUGGUAUAUGCUCUGUGGGGCGGGUGAUGCCAGUAGAUAAAAUGUGAGAAAAGGUCUUCACCGAAGAGUGACAGGCUGAUGGACACAGCCUGGGUGGCAGAGGGCAGGGUCUUAACCUCCUUCCAGCAUCAGUGCUUGCUCCUGCCCGCCCUGGCCCGGGGCUCCACCACUCCUUUCUCCAGCCCCAGGGCCCAAUGUAUGUGUGGUUUUUUUUUUUUGU
Molecule: messenger RNA, 6735 nt
Organism: Loxodonta africana (African savanna elephant)
Lineage: Eukaryota; Metazoa; Chordata; Mammalia; Proboscidea; Elephantidae
Gene: PRPF40B
Product: pre-mRNA processing factor 40 homolog B
Exons: 24
Coding region: 3405-6314 (969 amino acids)
Biological process (GO): mRNA cis splicing, via spliceosome
Cellular component (GO): U2-type prespliceosome; U1 snRNP
Molecular function (GO): protein binding; RNA binding
Source: RefSeq, a predicted model, not a curated record